ACACCUCAACCCCUGUCUUGCACUGACAGCAAGCCUCUGAACACCUCAUGCCUCACACCCUCAAUCAACCGCUGCUGUGAACCCUUCCCAACACGGUUAAUUCAACAUCGGUACUUUUUCUCGAACGGUCUCUCAAUUGGUUUCUCUUCUGAGAAUGGACACCACUACACAAAUGCAGCUCAGAACGAGCUCCCUCCUCCAUACUACUCUGUUGAGGUGCACACCCUCCCGCCCCUCCAGUCCUAUGAAGAGCUAGUCUAUGGAGCGGGUCCAAGACACACUCCUCCCAACCAGCUAUACUACAUCCCCCAGCAUCCCCCACCAGUGGCUGCGCAGCAUGUCUGCCAGCCCAGUAUAUCUCUUUCUAACAAGAAGAAGAAAGGUAAAUGCUGCCACCAUAGUGCCAAGUGCUUUGGUGGGUCAGGAGGCAUCGUUCUGCUGCUCCUCCUGGGCCUUGCCAUCUGGCUCGGAGUGCGUUACGGUACCAGGUUGGCAACUGCGGCUGUCACCCUUAACCACCAUGACAGUGAGGAUGAGGGGCAUUAUGAGAAGCAGUUGAGCGUGCCCGUUCAUGACACCUGCUCCAACUCCACAGUCCAAUGUGACGGUCUGCGAGACUGCCGACUGGGCACCGACGAGUCUAACUGUGUGAGGUUUGGGGCGGACGGUGCUCUACAGGUUAGAACGUCUCAGGACGACCGUUUCCUCCCAGUGUGUUACCAGGGAUGGGACCAGAGCUACGCCAACCGAACCUGUGCCCAACUGGGCUUCAGAAAGUCCUUCGCAACCAAGGCCGUGAAAUCCCAGCAGUCCAUUGGUCUAACCCUGAACAACAGAUCGUCUUUACCCAUCCAGGGCCAGGUCAGCGUCGGCUCUUCCUGCCCUGACCAGAAUACGGUCUCUCUGAAGUGUAUUGAUUGUGGACGUCAGCAGUUGACCUCCCGGAUCAUAGGGGGCACUGUUGCCAAGCUGGGCCAAUGGCCCUGGCAACUGUCUCUACACUUUGGUAGAUCACAUAUCUGUGGAGGGGUCCUGGUGUCCCCUGACUUUGUGGUGACAGCUGCCCACUGCUUCCCCAGGUUGUUCCCCCAGUUUCUUGACGCCAGUAAGUGGCUUGUGUACGGAGGAGUGGUGUCUCAAGACCAGCUUCCUUCUCCCUACCUCGUGGAGAAGAUCAUCGUGAAUGAGAACUACAACAACGUAACCAACGACCAGGACAUCACCAUUCUGAAGCUGGCCUCCCCAGUGGUCUUCACUAAUGCAGUUCAGCCUGCCUGUUUGCCAGCCUUUGACCAGACAUUCCCCCGUGGAACCAAAUGCUGGAUCUCGGGCUUCGGAACAAUAGAUGCGGGAUCAGCGAAACUCUCCAAAGCCCUGAUGCAGGUGACCGUUGACAUCAUCGAAGUGCGUGUGUGUAACAGCUCCAAGGUAUACUCUGGCAGUGUAUCCAACAACAUGCUGUGUGCCGGUGAUCUCAAUGGGGUCAGGGACUCCUGUCAGGGAGACAGUGGUGGUCCUCUGGUGUGCCAGACCAGUGACAACCUUUGGCAGCUGGUGGGCGUGACCAGCUGGGGCAGUGGCUGUGGGCAGAGUAACAGGCCGGGAGUCUACACCAAGGUGUCCAGCCUACUACCCUGGAUCUACAGCAAGAUGCAGCUGGAGAAUCCGUGAUGUCACUUCAUUUCCAUUGACCUCCCCACAUGCUCUCUAAAGACCGCUCGCAGCCUGCUUUCUCGUUCCUCUCGGAACAUCACACCAUGAAGUCCUAUACCAGGCAGACAGACAGACAGACAGGCAGACAGACAGACGGACAGACGGGCGGACGAAAAGGUGGCCAAUAGCUAGGGGAGUACCAGGAAAGGCCUAUUGCACAUUAACACAACACCAUUCGUUCUUGUGUUCUUCUUGUUCCUUUACCGUACCUUCUAAAAUCACAAAAUGCAUUACUGUAUUUAUGCCUGACGGCUGCUACACUGUGUAUAAUAUGUAAAUCUACACCAAUACAUUAUGUUCCCUGA
Molecule: messenger RNA, 2018 nt
Organism: Oncorhynchus mykiss (rainbow trout)
Lineage: Eukaryota; Metazoa; Chordata; Actinopteri; Salmoniformes; Salmonidae
Source: RefSeq, a predicted model, not a curated record